AUGUCAGAACUAACAAACACCCGUGUGCCCACACCCUCCAACCCCUCAAAUCUGGCCCCACGCUACGAAAUCCGAAAACUGAAGCCGGUCCACCUCCCCUGGGCCACCGCCAUCCUCACCCACAGCCACGGCUUCUACUCGAAUGUCUGGCAGAAAAUCUGGCCUGACCGCGACCUCGGUCGCUGGGUCGUCGAAAACUCCCUCAAUUUCGAAUACCUAGUCCGCCACCAAAUCGACUCCGGCCUCUCCUUCGGCGUCUUCGACACAGAAUACGUCUUUAAGACCGACUCCGCCCGCGCCAUCGGCGGCGCCCUGCUCUGGGACGUGGACGAACUCGCUACACAGAGUGUAGAAAAAACGCAAGGCCGCGCAGCAGAAGGGAAGCGGUUACUAGAGCAAAUGGACUUCCCACUCGUAAGCAUAAUGCUCAGCUACGACGGCUUCAAGCCGCUUGACCCCGAGAAAAUGAAACCUUUACUCGCCAAUUGGUCGGAGUUUCCUAUCCUCUACGGCGCGCUCGAACAGCGGGAUCGGCGGGAUCCGGCGUCGUGGAAGCCUACUGCGCCGCGCCAGGUGCUCAUGCGCAAUGCGACGUCCACGCGGGGCGACUAUGAAGGGCGGGGUAUUAUGGGGGCUGGGGCGCGGUGGCUGCAGCGUGAGGCGGCGCUGAUGGGGUUCCGAGGGAUUCAGAUUGAGGCGAUGGCGGAUCGGGUGAUUCAUGUUUGGACGGAGGGUGUGCAGAAGCCGUUUAAGGGGACGGUGGUAAGUGAAUUUGAGUGUGAGACGCUAGAGGUUGAUGGGGAGAAGCCGUUUGAAGCGGCGAAGCAGAGGGUUAUUAAGGCUUGGGUUGACUUGACAGCUUGA
Molecule: messenger RNA, 864 nt
Organism: Bipolaris victoriae FI3
Lineage: Eukaryota; Fungi; Ascomycota; Dothideomycetes; Pleosporales; Pleosporaceae
Exons: 1
Coding region: 1-864 (287 amino acids)
Source: RefSeq, a predicted model, not a curated record